UAAAGAUACCGGCGACACGUCAUCCUGAAUAAUUAUUCUAUUUAUUGCAUGCCGGCAAUAAUUCAAAAAAGAAUGAUCGAGAUCCAGUGGCAAAGAAAGUUCAAGAGAUAGGAAUUACGAGAAAGUAGGUGACCCACCCGCCUGGUAGAAAUCGGAAAAUCAAUAACGUGCGGCGCGGAAAGAAGAAAAGAGACGGGAAUCGCGCGAUACGCGGAACGCGGCUCCCGCGCUUUUCGAGGUUAUGUUGCCCGUAUUUCGACAUCCGCGUUGUACGGGUACGGGUGGUCCGUACGUGCUAUUUUCGUUGCGGCGAAAGUGUUUAUUCUUGCCAGUCGUCAUAGGCGCCGCGCGUUACGCAUUAUAAUGUAUCUGAGAGCGACGGUGAGCCUUGACGAGAGCGCUGUGAGAUAGUAGACAAAAAUGGGCAGGAAGAAGGCUCACGCAAAAGGUAAACAACAGGGCCCAUCAUCGCAGCAGAAGCAUAUAUCCGCGGCGAAGAGGAACGAGCUUAAUGCCUUAUGCGAGAAACUCUUUCAUCUAAGCAGCAAUCCAGCGUAUGUGACGCAAUUAUGGAACAACUACUUGGAUAUAUCGGAAGUUCUGCUGAAGGUUAAACGUCUGGAGGAGAUGAAGACAGAAUCGUCCCAGCGAUCCCAGGGGAUUGGACAAUUUAUGAAUUGGCUUACGGAGAAUGGGGCGCGCGUGGACGGCGUGAGUAUCGCCGAAUAUCCGGGAUGUGAUCUGGGACUAAAAGCAGAGACUGAUUUUGCUGAGAAUCAAUUGAUCUUGGAAAUACCGAGAGCUCUCAUCUUCAGUACAUACACCGCAGCACCAGAACUGACAAUCCUGCAAAAUGAUCCAUUGGUGCAGCAUAUGCCACAAGUGGCAUUGGCAAUAGCGCUUCUUGUAGAGAGGCAUAAGGAGAACUCUAAAUGGAAGCCUUAUCUAGAUAUGCUUCCUAGCAGCUAUAACACAGUUUUAUAUAUGAAAGCCAAUGAUAUGAUGGAGCUCAAAGGCAGUCCAACAUUAGAGGCUGCAUUGAAGCAAUGUCGAAAUAUCGCAAGGCAGUAUUCCUACUUUAACAGAGUGUUUCAAAGUAACAAUAACGCUGUGUCAGUGAUACUCAGGGAUGUUUUCACCUAUGAAAAAUACUGUUGGGCAGUUUCAACGGUGAUGACGCGACAGAACUUAAUUCCGAGUCCGGACGGCUCGCGCAUGAUUCAUGCCUUAAUUCCGAUGUGGGAUAUGUGUAAUCACGAGAACGGCAGGAUUACGACAGAUUUCAACGCGACAUCGGAUCGCUGCGAGUGCUACGCGUUAAGGGACUUCAAGAAAGGGGAGCAAGUAUUCAUAAGUUACGGCCCAAGAACAAAUUCCGAUUUUUUCGUACAUUCGGGCUUUGUCUACAUGAAUAACAAACAAGAUGGUUUUAAACUUCGUCUUGGCAUUAGUAAAGCAGAUUCCCUUCAGAAGGAGCGAAUAGAACUGUUGAGCAAAUUGGGUUUGCCGUCGGUAGGAGAAUUUUUGCUAAAGCCGGGGACGGAACCUAUUUCCGAUACCUUAUUGGCUUUCCUACGAGUGUUCAGUAUGCGAAAGGCCGAACUUGCGCAUUGGUUACGCUCGGACAAGGUCUUUGACCUGAAGCACAUGGACUGUGCGUUGGAGACGGUCGUCGAGGAGAAUGUCAGAAAAUUUUUGUUGACUAGGCUGCAACUUUUAAUCGCUAAUUACCCGACGACAUUGAAGGAGGAUCUAGAUUUAUUGGAGACCACAUUGCCGCAAAUAAAAAAAAUGGCUGUUCAACUGAGGGUCACGGAGAAAAAGAUACUUCUAGGCGCAUUAGAAUAUGUGGAGCAGUGGAUAAAGGCUUGAAAUGAUAAUCGGUUACAUUUCGGCUAAUGAAUAUACAUAUACUUAUAUAAUUACGAGUUAAACGCAUCUCGAGAGAAAUCAAUUUUAUUUUUACAAUAUUUCUGAACGACGAUUUUGAAUAUAAAAGUAAAAUAUAAAAGCGGACGAAUUAUAUGUAAUAAAAAGCGUAAGUAAUAUAUAUCUAUUACUUAUAAUACAUAAAAUUGCUGGACGAGUAUGCGCAUAAUAAUUAUAGGAGAGAGACAUAUUGUAAAAUACUAUGAACUAUAUGAAUGAUCAAUGAUUAUGUGUACGUCUACGUAAGUGAUAUACAAUAUAAUUGUACAAUAAUUGCGUGCUCAGUAAAAAUAUCUUAAUUCUUGUUUUUGUGGAAUAGAAACUUGCAAGCAUUUGACUUUUUCUCCUUCACACAUUUGCUCUAUCUUAAAUUGUAACAUGAAUUAAACGCUAAUUAAGCGAUACCGAUCUAUGAUUACAAGAAUUGAUAUUUUACUCUUGCGCUGCUUUGAUAUAUGAUAUAAAAGUGAUGUCUAUACAAAAGGGAA
Cataglyphis hispanica is the source of this 2417-nucleotide messenger RNA. It is a transcript of the gene Setd3, whose product is annotated as actin-histidine N-methyltransferase. The record is from RefSeq and is a predicted model, not a curated record. The coding region runs from base 421 to 1872 and encodes 483 amino acids. The transcript has 7 exons. Gene Ontology annotation, biological process: peptidyl-lysine monomethylation; peptidyl-lysine trimethylation; peptidyl-lysine dimethylation. Gene Ontology annotation, molecular function: histone H3K36 methyltransferase activity; protein-L-histidine N-tele-methyltransferase activity; transcription coactivator activity. NCBI's taxonomy places the organism in Eukaryota, Metazoa, Arthropoda, Insecta, Hymenoptera, Formicidae.